Molecule: messenger RNA, 1388 nt
Organism: Prorocentrum cordatum
Lineage: Eukaryota; Dinophyceae; Prorocentrales; Prorocentraceae
Source: the annotation of a GenBank genome assembly
GAGUACCCUUGGAUGUUCUGUUUGUUCUGGCCGACGGAGGGUCUCAUGUUCUCGAAGGAUGUUAUUCGGGCUUAGGUCCGACUGUACAGCCUUGUGUCUUUCUGGAGGACCUGCAGACUCUCACUGUGGACCAACUGAAGGACCGGCUGAGGAAGGCGGGGCUGUCAGUGUCUGGCCUGAAGGAUACAUUGGUGGCACGCCUGCUGGACUGCGAGUUCGCCAAGGAGCGGCAGGCGUGGAUGAACAGUUUCCUGAACAUCUCCUGGCACGUGCCCCCACUGCUGUGCAGAUGCCACGGGUGCGGGGCGCUGUUGGACCACGCUACCUUGUCGCAGCACCUGACGAAGAAAAGCAUGUGUCCGUGCUAUGGCGGCCCCGCACGGGACGAAACCUGGGGCUGCGCCGGCUGCGCCGCGUUCUACGCCAGCGAGGCUGCACUGGAGGAGCACCAGCGAUCAGCCCACCACCGUGGCAGGAUCGAGCCCCACCAGGUGCUAGACAGCGAGGGCGAGGCUCGGGACGAUCGAAAUUGGCAUGGAAAGCACGGGCGCAAAGGUCGACAGCGCGUCUUGUACGAUCUGAGCAGGGCACGCUGUCGGUGUCGCCGUAGACGCUGUCCAGUUGGGACAGAAGGUCGCCUGCACAACAGCGGCCGCUGUCGGUUUGGGGCAACGUUUAUGAUUGCGCAUAUCGCCCAUGUUUUCCGUACCCGCUGCGGGCGUCCGAAAAAGGACAGUUUCUUCCAGCAGCGCUGGCGCGAGCAUCUGGAGCGGCAGGAGCGCCUGCGGCAGCUGGCGCCGCCGGCGCAGCGCCCGCCGGCGAUGAGCCCUCCGGCGCAGAGCCCGCCGGCGCCGAGCCCGCCGCUGCUGCUGAAGAAGCUCCCGCCCCCGCCGGCGGCGCCGAGGACGCGGCCGACGCCGCCCCGCCCGCCGGCGCCGAGCCCGCCGCUGCUGCUGAAGAAGCUCCCGCCCCUGUCGGCGGCGCCGAGGACGCUGGUGAACCGUGUCAAAAGGAUGCAGAGUCGAGACCCGGACGCCAGGGAGCAGUGGUCCGCCCUCUGUGUCAAGCACGGCGGGGGCGUGCGCGACCCUGCCAGGCACGACGCGUCGUUUCUCCAGAGCUUCAUCGCCCGGUACCACAACGGCAAGAAGGGCACAGCGUGACAUUCCCGCCGCAGGCCGCCGCCCGCACGGGUCGCGCGGGCCCCGAGGCGGCAGCGCACGGUCCGGGUGCGGGCCGAGGGCGCCGCCGCGUUCUCGGGCGGCGCGCGGCUGGCCUGGACAGCACAACAGCUUUGGUCGCUGGCGUGUGGACAAGGCGCCGAGGUUCGCGCAGUCGCGCAUGGCCGAGCCGUGCUGGAGCAUGAUCGCGGGUUAUGCAAAAGGCGG